AUCCUUUCCAUGUACAUUUUGAACAGAAGAAGCUCUUGUUACACUUUAAUUUUCAUGAUGCAUAUCUAGUCAAAUCAUUCUAUGAUUUAAAUCCAACUGAAAAACAAAUUCAUCUUGUUCAACAAAUUUGGCAAACAAAAUUAAAUUCAUGUGAACGACUUCUCCGUGAAAAAACGAAAACAAUUUUUCCUGAUAACAAUCCAAUAGUCAACAUGAAUCUAUUGUCCAUCGAUGAUUUUGUUCCUGUCAUGUUUGCCAUUAUUGAAGCACGUCUCGUCACUAUCGAACAACGUACACAAGUCAUUAUGGAAUUUAUCAACACUUCUUCUCAAUAA
Molecule: messenger RNA, 335 nt
Organism: Rotaria socialis
Lineage: Eukaryota; Metazoa; Rotifera; Eurotatoria; Philodinida; Philodinidae
Source: the annotation of a GenBank genome assembly